AUGAAGAUACUUUUCAUUUGUACCGCAUUCAACUCGCUCGCGCAGCGAACGGCCCUAGUCCUGCGUUCUCACGGCCACAGCGUAACAAUCGAAUACGCCCUCUCCCCCACCCUAAUGAUCUCGGCCGCAACGCUCUCCUCUCCUGAUCUCAUCCUCUGUCCGUUCCUCACCAAGCAUGUCCCUCCUGAGAUCUACCACAACUAUCUCACCCUUAUCGUCCACCCUGGUCCUCCUGGUGAUGCUGGACCAUCCGCUAUCGAUUGGUGUUUGAUCGGCGAUUUGGGCGAAGUUUCCCAUCCGGACGCACAACUUGCCUUUAUUGAUGCAAAGCACAGUACCAAGCGGGCACCAGCAACGAUGAGGAGUCACUGGGCUGUUACCGUCUUGCAAGCGAUCGAAGCGUUUGAUGCUGGACCGGUUUGGGCUUUUGAUCAGUUUGAGUUGACGGGGGAAGCGUGGAGUAAGAGUGAUUUGUAUAGGGGGCCGGUCACGAGGGCUGCAGUUAGCGCCGUGUUGGCUGCUGUCAAGAGGGUUGAGUUGGCUGCCAAGCAGGAAAGUGGCGAUCAAGUGAAUUGGUCGCCGAUGAAGCCCACUGUUGCUGCUCCAGCGAGGUAUAGGACGGAAUGCGUCUCCCGCGGUGUACCAUUCUUAGGUGGUCGCACCCACAAUAGGCCGCUACUCAGGGCAGGUCAGAGAGAUUUCUUCCCCUUGCUUCCUUCACCUGCUAAAGUCAAGUUGAGUGCUGAUGCCAUCCUCCAACGCAUUCGAAGUGCCGAUUCACAACCAGGCAUGCUUUCCACUCUCCUCGGUACACCCCUCUUCCUCUACAACGCUCACAUCCAACGCGAUCCUCUUCCACCCAGCAUCGCCUCGCGUCAAGAAAGCCUCAACACCUCCGGCACAAUCCUUGCAACUCGCCAAGGAGCAAUCCUUGUCGACGUCGGUGCCGAUUUCCCACUCUGGAUCGGUCACCUCCGUCGACCCAAAGCGAAAAGCGACAAAUAUCUCCACCCCAAACUCCCCGCUACAAUGGCUUUACUCUCUCUUCCCGACCUCGCUUCCAGCCUCUCCCUGCUCGAUCCACUCAAGGUACCCGAAUGGAGCCCGACGACAGGCUUCGGUUGCGAUCCUAACAAUCCUUACGCUCGUCGCCCGGGAACGUACCAACAAGUCUGGAUCGACAUCUCUACCUCACCCCGCACCUACUCACGCAUCGCCUAUAUCCAUGCAGAGUUUUACAAUGGCGCAUUUUCAACCCUCCAAUGCACUCUUCUCCUCUCGGCUAUAAAGCAUGCUCUCUCACUACCCGGCCUUAAGGCAAUUGUCCUUCUUGGUGGCAGCGGCUACUUCUCGAAUGGUAUAGCGCUCAAUGUCAUCGAAGGAUCCCCCGAUCCCUCAGCUGAAGCUUGGGCGAAUAUCAACGCGAUAGAUGACUGCGUUCAAGCGCUUCUCGCACCAAAGGGUGUAGUUACAUUCGCUGCUAUCCGAGGAAAUGCUGCUGCGGGGGGUCUUGCAAUGGCCACAGCGAGUGACUUUGUUAUCUCCACCGAAAGUGCAGUGCUUAACCCCCACUACAGAGGCUUAGGGCUGUAUGGAAGCGAAUGGCAUACCUAUAGCUGGUACCAGAGAUGUGGAGAGAGUGUGGCGAAAAAGUUCGCUAGGCAGAUGCUGCCCAUGAGUGCUACUGAAGCUCAGCGGCUGGGUCUUGUUGACUACCUCCUACACAACGACCGAAUCGGUGCUCAGGCGGUACUAGAGGAGAUCAAAGGUUUAGUAAAUGAAGUUAUGGAUGCGAACGUUUCACAGGUCAGCAGCAGUGCCGUUCUUGCCGCUGGUGCACCUUGGACUAGAUGUUUGAGGCUAGCUAGUGCGCAUCGUUCGCAAUCGACCUUACUCUCAGAGCAGAUCCUGCAGAACAAGACUCGAUACCUGGCCGAUCUCUUCGCCGAAUCCAGCUGCAACACUGAACCGAUGUCACUCGAAGGCCACUUUUUGCAAUAUCGAAAAGCAGAACUAGACCAAAUGACAUUGGACUUUUUCCACCCGCAUCGAAAGCAACGCUUCGCGAGCCGUUGCACUGGGUUCGUUCGCAAGCUCGUCCCAACUUCCACUCCUACUAGGUUCGCUUUGCAUCGUCGCUACUCUUCUCACCCUACUUCGGAAGCAGAAGAGUUGGAUGAGGAGGAAAAAGAUGAGUUUGAUGGUCUUGCUGGGAUUCCUGCUUCUGCUGCUGUUGCUCGACUGCCCGAUCACCACCCGGAACUCAUCCGAGUUCCCAGGGAGCAAGUUUCCAGAAAGGAACAAUCAUUCAGGGUUGGUCAAGACACAUUGGCUUCCACCGGUCAAAUUACUCCAGAACAAGAGGGGAGUCAGAGAAGCUCAACUUCAACCGCACCCACUACGCCAGCGGAAGGCAGUCCGAAGGCAGUCCUUUCAUUGGGUGAUGAAGAGGUGCACAGGAUGGAUAUCGAGACAACCCUACUCCAAGUCCCCUCCCCCUCUUCCAACACUGGCCUAGCUUCCUUCACCAGCCAGGGUACAAUCAAGUGCGCACCUGCAGCAAUCUCUUUCGCUGCUGCAGCUGGCACCCAAGACAAAGUCCGAGUUGUUGCUACUCGAACCUGCCCAACGACCCGAGAGGAAGGGGUGAAAAAAGGAAGACUUGAACGUUUCUUCGCUUCACUCAGUCGAAAAUCUCGCUCAAACCUGCUCGACCCUACCCGUACCCCUUGCUCUACUGUUGCAUCCAAACCAGUGCCGGUACUGUCCCCAUCCCCACCGAUCCUCAAGGAGAACAAAGUGGAUCCGACGUUCAAAGCAAAACGUCGAUCAUCAAUCUCUGAAGUUUUGUCUGUUCUUCAAAAUUCUCCUUCUCGCACCACCCCGCAGGCAACGGAAGGCGGCCCGAAAUCCGAAAGAAGGAGAUCAUUGAGACCCACUCCUUCCGAAGGUUUUUCUCUCUCUUAUGAUAGGGGAAUGAGGAUGACGCCCAGGAUUGUUGAAGAGAAUUUGGUUUUGAGUGAAGAAUUAGCUGGCGCGCCCACUCCACCGAAGGAGGGCGAGAAGGGUGAGGAGGGUGAGGGGUGCUUAUGGAGUUGUUACUAUGCAGAAAACGGAGGGGAGAAGAGGAGAGUUUUGAGGGCUACUAGUGAUACUGCGUAA
Ustilago hordei is the source of this 3162-nucleotide messenger RNA. RefSeq lists its product as uncharacterized. The record is from RefSeq and is a predicted model, not a curated record. Lineage: Eukaryota; Fungi; Basidiomycota; Ustilaginomycetes; Ustilaginales; Ustilaginaceae. Gene Ontology annotation, biological process: biosynthetic process. The coding region runs from base 1 to 3162 and encodes 1053 amino acids. The transcript is spliced from 2 exons.